AUGCCUCUCCACCAGUUCCAUUUGACCGCCUCUAUCUCUUCUUCUUCAUCGCCUUUCCUCGCUCCUCCCUCUGCCUUCAACUCCUUCUCCUCCAGGCACAAGAACUUUUCUCUUCCGCCGCGAGACUUGGGGAUUUGUAGGUGUGUUGCGACUCCUCAGGAAGCGAAGACCCCAACUGCUUACAAAACGAAUGUUUCUCGCAAUGCCAACAUGGGGAAGCUUCAAGCUGGUUACUUGUUUCCCGAGGUUGCUAGGAGAAGGAAUGCCCAUAAGGAGAAGUACCCUGAUGCUCAAGUGAUAAGCCUUGGAAUAGGAGACACCACUGAGCCCAUUCCAGAUGUGAUAACAUCUUCAAUGUCGAAAAAAUGCCAAGCAUUGUCUACUCUUGAAGGUUACAGCGGCUAUGGGGCUGAGCAAGGUGAAAAGUCAUUGAGAGCUGCGAUUCGGUCUACUUUCUAUGCUGAUCUUGGUAUCAAUGAUGAUGAUAUAUUUGUGUCUGAUGGUGCCAAAUGUGACAUAUCACGCCUUCAGGUUGUUUUUGGCUCUAAUGUCACAAUGGCAGUGCAAGAUCCUUCAUAUCCGGCUUAUGUUGACUCUAGUGUCAUAAUGGGUCAGACUGGGCAGUUCCAAACGGAUGUCGAGAAGUAUGCCAACAUUGAAUACAUGAAUUGCACUCCGGAGAAUGGUUUCUUUCCUGAUUUAUCCAAGUCCCCUCGAACAGACAUAAUAUUUUUUUGUUCCCCUAACAACCCCACUGGAGCUGCUGCAACAAGGGAGCAACUGACCCGCUUAGUGCAGUUUGCCAAGGACAAUGGAUCCAUUAUUGUCUAUGAUUCGGCAUAUGCAUUGUAUAUGUCUGAUGACAAUCCUAGGUCCAUUUUUGAAAUUCCUGGAGCGAGAGAGGUAGCAAUUGAGACUUCAUCUUUCAGCAAGUAUGCUGGGUUCACUGGAGUUCGGCUAGGUUGGACUGUGGUUCCAAAGGAGCUUCUUUUCUCUGAUGGGUUCCCUGUGGCCAGGGACUUCAACCGAGUUGUCUGCACUUGCUUCAACGGUGCUUCCACUGUCGCUCAGGCGGGUGGCCUGGCUUGCCUGUCACCAGAAGGCCUCAAGGCAAUGCACGAAGUAAUUGGAUUCUACAAAGGAAACACAGAGAUUAUAAUGGAUACCUUUAACUCACUCGGGUUCAAAGUCUAUGGCGGGAGGAAUGCUCCAUACGUGUGGGUACACUUCCCUGGCCGGAGCUCAUGGGAUGUGUUUGCCGAGAUUCUGGAGAAGACCCAUGUAGUAACCACACCUGGUAGUGGUUUUGGCCCUGGUGGUGAAGGUUUUGUCAGAGUGAGUGCCUUUGGUCACAGAGGGAAUGUUUUGGAAGCCUGCAAGAGGUUCAGGCAGCUUUACAAGUGA
Molecule: messenger RNA, 1404 nt
Organism: Linum trigynum
Lineage: Eukaryota; Viridiplantae; Streptophyta; Magnoliopsida; Malpighiales; Linaceae
Source: the annotation of a GenBank genome assembly